Naegleria lovaniensis is the source of this 2322-nucleotide messenger RNA. RefSeq lists its product as uncharacterized. The coding region runs from base 1 to 2322 and encodes 773 amino acids. Lineage: Eukaryota; Heterolobosea; Eutetramitea; Acrasida; Naegleriidae. The record is from RefSeq and is a predicted model, not a curated record. The transcript has a single exon.
AUGUUCAAAUCUCUCUCCUUUGAGAACAACAACAACAAUGAAGAUACUCUUAUUACACCCACUCCAAGCAAAGGAGUGAAUAUGGAUUUAUUCUGGGAUGAUGCUCUUGAUGAACGAAGCGGUGAUGAUGAAGAAUUAGGAAGAAGAAAUCAUGAUGGUCCGAGAUUGAAGCCUGUUUCAUCUCACAUGAAUGAACCACAACAAUCGUUCAACAACACAUCUGGCUCAUUAUGGCCAAAACCAAAUUCUUCUACUCAUCCAUACAGCGUGAUGAAUCAAAUCCAACUCAACAAUUCCUCUUUGAAUGAUUCAACUUUUGGGAUUACCAGUGAAUUGAAAAGCAAAUGUUCAUUGGACAGUGAGAAUAAUGGUGCCACUGCCUCAGACUUUGAAAUAGCCUCUAAUCUACACAAGAGAAAGAGAGCUAGUGCCGGAGCUGCAGUAGUAUCAGAUUCUUUAAAUGAUUCGCUGCUCGAGGAAUGUGAGGAGGACGAUGAUCCAAAUUCUUUGGGGCUUAUGCGAGAUGAUGAGAGAGAGCCUUUGAAGAAUAUUUCCAAUACAGUAGCAGCCAUGAUGAUGAGCAAAUCAAGACAGUCCUUGGGUGGAGUUUCUAGUCCAAUCAAAAAGAAGAAGAAGAUCAAUCUUAUUGACUUUGAAAAGAAGAGAAGAGAAACCCGAGUGCUUAAUGUCGUUCCUCAAAUCACAUGUAGUGGCCAAGAUCAUCACCACGUUGUAGGAAGCUCACCAGGCUUAUACUUUUCAUCGAUUGAAACUGCUCUUCAUGAAGCACAACCAUUUGAUACCAUCCUUCUCCAUGAAGGAACUUAUCAUGUACAACGAACCCUGUCUAUCAAAGUAGAAGGCAUCCACCUGAAAGGAAUCUCAAAUAAGGUACAUUUGAUUGGAAUGUGUCCUUCCAAUGUAUUGAGUAUUGAACACAAAUCAAUAACCAUAUCUCAUUUGAACAUUUCUCAUGACACUCAACAAUGUACCUCCACGAGUACUGCCGUUUCCUCUUCUUGUUCUACUAGUGGUACUAAUUGUGCCCUCAUAUCCAUAGACAUGCAAUCACCACUAAGUGAUGAAAUUUUCCAAAUUCACAUUAAGAGAUGUGAAUUAUUUAAUAGUUUUGAACAUGGAAUUCUUGUUUCUGGCGCAGCAGAGGCCGUAAUCAUUGAUUGUUCUAUCCACAACUGUAAAAAGAUUGGAAUUCUUUACACUCACAAUGCUAGAGGCCUUGUUCAAAAUAAUCUCAUCUAUGAAAAUCUGUAUGAGGGAAUCACAUUCAGAGGUAGAUCUCAUCCAACUGUAAAAAACAACAAAAUUUUCGACGGGCAUUCAGGAGGAGUAUAUAUGCGAGAAAAUUCUCAUCCUUAUAUUUUCGAAAACGAAAUUUAUGCCAACAGGCGCUCUGGUAUUUUCAUUACCAACAAAUCCAAGCCAUAUAUUAAGAAAAAUUCCAUUCAUUCCUGUAAAGAGAAUGGAAUUGUACUAAAGAAUAAUUGCUCUGGCAAGAUUGAGGGCAAUGAUAUUUAUCAAAAUGCCUAUCCCAACCUGUACAUUGAUGACGAAUGCGAGACUGAAAUAAGAGGUAAUAAGAUUAGAUUAGGAAAAUCCUAUGGAAUUUGGGCUAAAGGAAAGUGUAAACCAAAGAUUUGUGAGAAUGAAAUUGUUGACAAUGUCGGCAAGAAUGUUUUAAUUACAGAGUCAGCCAAACCAUACUUUAGUGAAAACAAAAUUUAUUAUUCUCGAAGCGUCUUGCAAACAGAAGAACUUAGAGGAAUUGUUUUAAAAGAUUUAUGCAAGCCAACUUUUGAACUCGAAGAGAUUUAUGGUCAUUCGUCCUCAGGAGUAGACAUUGGAGGAAGGGCUCAGCCUCUAUUCUUCGCUUGCAAAGUGACCGAUAACUCAAAGAAUGGAUUUUUGAUAAGAGAUUAUUCCAGUCCAACAAUCAAUGAGUGUAUUGUGUCCAACAAUGUUUAUCCAAACAUUUUAGCUAUAGACAGGGCUGAGUCAGUGAUAACCAAGUGCAAAAUACAUUCUGGUAGCCAAACCGGUAUUUCUAUUAAGGGCACACCAAUCACAACCAUUAGGGAAAGUGAAAUUUAUGGAAACUCUUUUUCAAACAUCAAGAUUGGUGGCAGUUCAUCUACAGAUAUCAUUGAGUCUAAAAUUUACAAUGGAAGACAAAGCGGAAUUUGGGUCAAAGAGGAUGCAUCUGGUAAAAUUUUCAGGUGUAGCUUGUUUAACAACCGAAGAGAUAACAUUUUAAUGGAAAUGCGAGGCAAAAUGAUCAUUUCCGAAAAUGAACAGGAUAAAUAG